Messenger RNA from Telopea speciosissima, 337 nucleotides. RefSeq lists its product as uncharacterized. The transcript has a single exon. Lineage: Eukaryota; Viridiplantae; Streptophyta; Magnoliopsida; Proteales; Proteaceae. The record is from RefSeq and is a predicted model, not a curated record. Bases 80 to 337 code for a protein of 85 amino acids.
CUUCUCUCUUCUGCAUCUUCGACUGAACUCAGAAAAUCAGAAUCUCCCUACGGAUUGAACGAGAAACAGUUAAGAGAAAAUGAGUCCGAUCGUGGCGUCUCAGCUUGCAACAGAGCUCGGUGUGUUAGCAGGUGCGGUGCUGGUGAAAUCGGUGUUGGAGAAGCCGAUGGCUAGUCAGUGGCCCAGGUGUCCGAAUUGCAACGGCACCGGACGAGUUACCUGCAUGUGUUCCCGCUGGUCGGACGGUGAUGUUGGCUGCCGGACCUGUUCUGGUUGGGGUCGCAUGGCCUGUAGUAGCUUCUUAAAUCUAAAUUGGUUAGCUUGUAUUGAUGGGUAG